CUUUUACUCAACACCAUGAUAACGAUGAACAUAAAAGUGUGAAUUCAACGCGUAUUCGCUGCAUAUAUCUUGAGAUACUUUUUCUUCGAAAGUUUGGUUUAGCGAAAGUAUUAUAUAUUAAGUUCAUACAUUAAACUUUGGCGACAUUUCAAACUCAAUGAAAAGACAUAAGUUAGAUUCACGCUAUUGUUGGUGUUGAUUACAUUUUUGACAUGCGCUUAUUGUCAUUAGCUUUAACAAGUCUUCAUGCUUGUUCCGUGGUGCUCAGCAGUUAUGAAGAAUAUGUUAUAUUACCUGUCAAUUCUGAUUAUUGUCAAGAUCAUAGUGUUUUCAGAAGGUUUUCGCUUUCUCGACAGAUGAGUUUCGUAACUGGUGUCUAUAAUUCGUCAUGGAACAAUCUGCUUUAUGCCUGUAAAAUUAAAGUGCAUCCAAAUGGAAGACUGCUGCAUUAUUCCUAUCCUGAAGGUCAUACAUCAUAUUGGUUUCACAGACUUAGAAUUUCUAUCAAUUUUACUACCUGUAAGGAUUUUUUAACUGUUGGAUUUAUACCUGAAGAAAUUACACAACCAUCGUUGUUACCAUAUGAAAUAAAUGUGACUUGUUCAUCGAUAUUCCCACAAAUUAUUGAUUCCAAGCACCGUAUUGUAUCAUUGAUCUGGCAUACGGAAUCUGGUUCAGUUGAUGAAGUGAAAUCUCAACUAGAUGUUCAAAUGUCAGCAUAUAUGCGGUUCGAAGGAAGUUUCAGUCUUUUGGAUAAAAUGCGUCGAUGUGAAGUAGGUUCAGGAUUUUGGUGUGGGAAUGAAACUGCUGUCUGUGUUUAUGGUCAAAUGCGUUGUGAUCAAGCAGAUGGUUGUUUUGAUGGUGGAACAGAUGAAAUCGGUUGUCCACCUAUUCGUAAUUACACAUAUAUUCAACCAAGACGUCCAAUGAAUAGCUGGUCAGUAUAUCUACCAUGGACAGCACUGGGAAUAAUUCCUUUGAUACUUAUCUUCGCUUUGGGACUCAUAUGUGCACCACGUAAAUCUCUGGAUGGAAUUGAUGAUGAUGAAAGUCAAGAAGAAGAAGGUUUAAAAACAGUUUUUUCACCAAUGACAUCUUCUUCAGCAGCUUCACCUAGUUUAUCUGAAUCUAGUUCACCUAGAUCAAUACAAUCUAUAGCUGUUUGUUCAGCUGGAGAAAAGAUGAUUGUUUGUGAUUCUGAAUUGACUCGAUCACUUUCACAUCCAGGUUUAUCUGAUCCUAUUCAUGAAACAAUUGGAAUUAAUACAAUUCAAAAAAAACAAUCAUAUCUUCUUGGUUCUAAACUUGAUAGUGAUGAAGAAGAUAGUCGUAUAUAUCAUCAAAGAAGAAGGCUUAAUUAUAAUCCAAACAGUUAUGAAUUAUCUGUAGAUGAUAAUAUACAUAAACAGAAUUGUACAAAAGAAAAUUCAGUUGCUUAUUCUAAUGAACUUCUCAAACCAUCAAAAUCUAGAGCUGUUACAUUUCAGUUACCUCACAACUAUGAACAAGAAUCACUUACAGAUUUAUACCAGGAUACAAAAAAUGUGGAUCCGAAUAAUAAGCAAGCUAAUGGAAGCCAUGUAAUUGAAACUUACCAACAGAAAGAACAAUCAUCAGGCCUUGGUUAUACAACCCAACAAACCAAAUCGAAAUCAAAACGACCUGAUAGUCGAGCAAUACCAGCCAGCUUUGAAAUGGCUGCUUUAAGAGUAAGAAUGAUAAAUGAUGAGACAGAGAAUAAGACAAAUCGUAAUUCUGAUCCAAAUUCUACGAAUCGUAACACUUGUUCUUCAAAGACAUCGAACAAUUCAACUUUACAAAACAACUCUCAGAUGCAUUCAUCUUGUCAAUCACAAAACAAUAUAAAUCAUUUCGUCAACAAUACAAAUAACUUUGAUCAAUCUCAGUCUACUUCAUGGGAAAGUGAUAUAGAAGAUGUAACACCAUUCGGACGUGUCAACACCGCUUUGUCAACUGAUAACCAUUCAAAGUUAAAUGGUGUACAAUUUCACCCUACAAAUACAGGACCUAAUUAUAUAACAAAACAAAAUCAAUCUGACCAAAAACAUCCAUUAUUGUCAUCUGAGAAUUCUAAUCGAAAAGCUUCAAUUAUUGUAACAACUAAAGAUCCAUUAUUGACAAGUGAACAGUAUAAUUCUGAUUAUUUAUUACUAUAACUGGAAUCAGUGUACAUACUAAUGUGUAAUACUUUACUCAUUAAUAUUGAUGUCUUCACUCAUGUUUUACAAUUUUUACUAAUACCAUGACUAUACAACUUCAUACCCCUUCCAUGCUGACAAUAUACAUUAAAUGUUUAUAAUUUCAGCUUUCAACAGUAGACAGUUCACUAGUAUAAAACUUCAUACUAAAUGAUAAAUGUCUCCAGGUGAAUACACUAAAAAAAACAACUCUGGCAUACAUUAAUGUAUACCUAAAUUAAGUAAUCUUUUCAAUUUCUGUUUCUUCUUCUGAGCUAUCUUUGUUUUGUUUUUGUUUUUUUUAAUUUUCACAUACUGAUUACAUUCAUUCUAUUGAAACUAUUUUUCAGAUUUUUAUAAAUAAUAAAAUAAUUAACAAUAUCUUCUUUUAUGAAAUUAGUUUAUUCCACUGUAUGCACUAUAUAACUCUGAUAAUAACAACCAACAUACAAAUUCCUAGAACAAUUGAAUUAUUUACAACUCGAUGUAUACCUUCAUAAUGAAGAGUGAUAUCUAUGAAAGAAAAUAUACGUGUUAUGCACUAUUGUAUAGACAAACAUAUCAAAUUAAAAUACGAUCUGGUAUUACAUGUAAAACUUUAGAUCAAUACAUUGAUGUACAGUUUAGAAAAGGUAAGACGGAGGGAGAAAUGAAGUAAUCCCUAACAACAAUGGAUCAAAGACACUGAAAGUUAAAAAAGAAAAUAAUCAUGACGAUAAGAUUUUUCAAACAUUAGUUGAAGAGAAAUCUAUAGCCAUGCAUCGUUUUCUCAGAUUAAAUCAAUAUCAACAUACAAUAAGGCAUAAAUACGUAACUAUCCAAGUUGCUACACCUCAUAUCAAUACAACAUGUAACAGAGUAGUAGGAUGAAAGAUGAAGAAAGAAACAAAAGUCGGUCAAAUCCAAAAGGAAACAGGAAUGAGAUGCUGAAUUCAGUAUGUCGGUUAUGAUGAAGAUAAGGUGUGGGUACAUCUUAACCACUCAGAUCGGUUCUGAGACAAUAUCACCUAAAGUCUCCAACCAUUGGUUUCUAUUGUUAUGUGGACUCCAACUGGCUAGUCUGAAUCUCCCUACCUCUCUCAAAUUAACAGUGAAAGAUUUCAUGAAAUGAUCUGAUGUUUCAUUCUAGUCGCUCCAGCCUGAACAACACUAUACCACGAGGCAAACGGUGACUAGACAUGUGUAGCACAUGUCCCAGACAUCUCAGUCGGUGAAGGUUCACAACCACAUUAACUGACUUUCCUCUUCUCCUGAAAACGUUACACCUGAUUUCUAUGCUACUCACAUGGUAACACAACACAUGGCCUAUGCUAUGAAGGCAAUGGUGAUCAAACACCUGAAACCUUCUCAUACCGUCUACAAUUAAUGGUCAUGUUUCACAACUGUAGAUCAGUUCACUUGACCCUUAAAAUCGACAACGGGAUAUCGCAGUGGCGCAAUAGAUAGCGUAAGUUGGCGAAAGCCAAUUGAGUCCUUUGUAUCCUUUCAGUGAUUUCAUUGGGCACUCAACAACCAGGGUUGAUCAGAUUCACUCAAUCCUAUAGCAUGAAUAAACAGAUUUCAGCCAAUGAAUAAAUGUAAAAUCCCGCUAAUUGUAACUGAUCUAUGUGUCAAAACAUUGAAAGACAAUAAGAACCCAAUAUGAUAAAACAUAGUAUAAUUACGAACAAUUCAUCGAAUAUGAACAUCAAUAAACCAAUAAAGGAAACAGUCAGCACAAAAUGCAUCAUUCAACAUGACAUACUAAGAUGGGGGAGUAAUAACUAUUCUGAUUGGUUACCAAUGUUGUAAGGCAUAUUUUCAAAUGAACAUGCCGGAUUUACACAGCAGCUCUAAUAUAUACCAUCUAAAGCUCUGCUGGACAGUAUGACUAUAAUUUUAAUCGUCAAAAGAUAUUUAUCAAUACCCGGUGGUAAACACAAUUCCAACUUUAGAAAACACAAAGUUAUACGAAACUUUUAUGAAUUAUGCGUUUACUUUCUUCUAGUGAAAGAUGAACAAAUAUGAGUAAAAUUGUGUUAGCAUCAACAAAAUAUAAGUAGGACUGCACAAAUUCCAUACACAAUAAUGACAAGAGAUCACAUAACAACAUGUUACUUUGUUUGUUUGUUUUUCUUUUUAGAAAAAAAAAUCACAAAGUAAUCAAUAUCAAAAUAAACAACAAACCAUUGAAAAUUGAAAGAUACAAAAUUCAAUGAAUACGCAGAAGUGAAUAUGCAUAC
This is a messenger RNA of Heterobilharzia americana, 4420 nucleotides long. The record is from the annotation of a GenBank genome assembly. NCBI's taxonomy places the organism in Eukaryota, Metazoa, Platyhelminthes, Trematoda, Strigeidida, Schistosomatidae.